CAUUGUUGGUGUCUCAGUGUUAGUGUUAGGAGCGAUACCGGAACGUUGAAUUAGUAAUGAUGCUUAAGAAAUCUAGUAGUGUCCCUUUAUUUUUCUGUCGCUUCUUCACCAGAUACGAACUUAUUAGCAAUGUCUCAUUAGCUUGUGGCACACGUUUUGUUUAUUUUUGUUGUGGUUGUUGCCGAAAUGAUUGUACAAGUUCAGUGUAUUCCUUUUAUAAAACAAAGAAAAAAAUGUGUGCUGGAGUAUUUCCGUCAGUAGGAGGAAGGAAAUGAAGAAGAACCAGAUGCAGAAGAAGAUGAAGAAGAAGGAGGAGGAGGAGGAAGAAAAAGAAGAUGAAGACGAAGCCGAGGCAACACCGGAUAUUGGAGCCGAAAGGUGGUGUCAUGGGAGGGCGUGUGCAUGUGUGUGCACGUGUAUCAGAUAUCCAGCAGGGCGAUGUUUACGAAGCGAGGGGGGAAACAAUAAGGGAUAAUAAAUACGGAAAUAAGGAAGGGACAAGAGAGCGAGAGGGGUGUGCGAAGUGGGUAACGGACAUUUACAAAGGAGAAGAAAAGGGGUAUCGUAAAGAGGCUUAGUGUAAGAGCAAAUUAAUCGAUAGUAAUUGCUUGCUUGGAGCGAGGAUUUGUGCCACGUGGUCAUCGGUGAGUUAGGAGUAUAAUUGGCUGGAAAGAUGUCGCGACGAAAAGGUUUGAGUCACGAGGAGAAACGGAAUAAAAUGAUGGAGCUGUUUUAUGAGAAGCAAGAUUUUUUCCAACUCAAGGAACUAGAGAAACUGGGCCCAAAGGAGAAAGGUGUCAUUUCUCAAGCGGUCAAGGAUGUGGUUCAGUCACUUGUUGACGAUGGCAUGGUCGACACGGAAAAGAUUGGCACGUCUGUUUAUUUCUGGGCGUUUCCAAGCAAAGCCACUAGCAUCCGUAAGAGAAAGAUAGACGAUUUAUCGUCACGAGAACAAGAGUUGAACAAAAGGCUGAAGACAUCACAGGCAAAGGUGGAGCAAGCAAAGAUUGGAAGAGAGGAAGGUGAAGGCAGAGAAGAGUUGAUGGAAAAACUUGCAGAACUGGAGAGCACCAGAGAUGAGCUUCUUAAUAGUCUGCAAAAGUAUCGUGAUUGUGAUCCGGAUGUGCUUAAUCAAGUAAAGGAGGAAACACAGAUUGCCCAAUUAGCUGUCAACCGCUGGACAGAUAACAUUUUUGCCAUAAAGAGCUGGUGCAAGACAAAGUUCUUCAUUGAGGAAGGAACCCUUAAUAAGCAGUUUGGUAUUCCAGAGGAACUUGACUAUAUUUAGGCUUUUUUCAGUAGGUUAGAGAAGAGAAAUACCUCUUCAUACUCUAAGACUUUGUAAAGGUGUUGUUUAGUUGUUGUUUUUUUUUCUUGUGAGGAAAGAUACUGGAGUGUAUGACUGGUAGCUUGCCAGUUUGUUACAUGUUUUUUUGAAAGAGAAAUGUUAUUUGUUUUCAUAGAUAUCUUACUUUUGUAUUUCUUUAAUAGCUGUGUGUUUAUAUAUAACAUAUAAAUAUC
Penaeus chinensis is the source of this 1521-nucleotide messenger RNA. RefSeq names its product meiotic nuclear division protein 1 homolog. Lineage: Eukaryota; Metazoa; Arthropoda; Malacostraca; Decapoda; Penaeidae. The transcript has 6 exons. Bases 674 to 1288 code for a protein of 204 amino acids. Gene Ontology annotation, molecular function: double-stranded DNA binding. Gene Ontology annotation, cellular component: nucleus. Gene Ontology annotation, biological process: reciprocal meiotic recombination. The record is from RefSeq and is a predicted model, not a curated record.